Cryphonectria parasitica EP155 is the source of this 1173-nucleotide messenger RNA. RefSeq names its product FAD/NAD(P)-binding domain-containing protein. The record is from RefSeq and is a predicted model, not a curated record. Lineage: Eukaryota; Fungi; Ascomycota; Sordariomycetes; Diaporthales; Cryphonectriaceae. The transcript is spliced from 4 exons. Gene Ontology annotation, biological process: secondary metabolite biosynthetic process. Bases 1 to 1173 code for a protein of 390 amino acids.
AUGGCAGAAUCGUCUUCAACUAUCAAGAUUGCGGUCAUUGGUGGGGGCUUGGCGGGUGCCUCCAUCGCGAAUGCUCUCCUUAGAUAUGCCCACCUCGAAGUUCAUGUCUAUGAGUCGGCACCCGAGUUCUCUGAACGCGGUGCAGCUAUCGGACUCUCUGGUGAUGCGCAAAGGGCUCUACAGAAAGUGGUCGGGGUGUCAGAGGCUAGUGCAAUGCUUCAGAGGCCGGGUGCGGUACUUCAAGCAUCGACGCGAACCUGCAUUGGGUCAGGCACGCACGCAGAAGCUGUGAUUGUGGACCUUGGCGAUGACCCAGAGGGCAGCACCAGAGUAGUGCAUCGGGCUUCGCUUCUUCGCGAACUCCUUACGCCCCUCCCCGCUAAGCGGCUUCACACAAGGAAGGCACUAUCUGAAAUCACUGGUACUGCUGCUGGUGAUGUUCAGGUCACUUUCUGUGAUGGACAGAAUGAGACUUUCCACGCGGUGAUUGGUGCGGAUGGAAUUUUCGGCGCUGUGAGACGUUACGUUUUGCAAGAAAGUGCUGAUGAUGAUGGGCCGUUUCCUGCUGGCUGCUGGGACUGCAGGAACGUGGUUCCCAUCAAUAAGGCGAGAGACACCCUUGGUGCCCAAUACUUUGAGCAAGAUCGACAAUACGGAUGGGUGGGAAAUAGGGCCUUUGUUAUGCAUGAUGUUCUUGAGAACAGGACGAAAGUUCAAUGUGUGAUAUCGACUAUCGAGAAGGACCCACCAAAAGACCGUAGGCGGCCUUUGACACGAGAAUUUAUGGAAGAGACUUUGCUCGACUGGAUGGAUGGACCUGUUGGCAAAGGAAUAAUCGAUAGAAGAUUCUCUGACCUUUUCAAAUGGUCGAGUAUGUAUUGUUGGCGACGCGCCCAUGCCACUAACCCGUGGCAAGGUGCCGGAACUGGCCAGGCUUUUGAGGAUGCUAUCAUUCUUGUCACACUACUCGGGGAGACCAAGGUCUCCUCUGAGAUUUCCCGCGCUUUCCAGGCCUAUGGAACGGGGCUGAUUCUCUGUGGACAAGACGCUGGCUUGGAUCCAGACAAGAUAAGAGACCUCUUGGCUCCUAGAUGGGGAUUAAUUGCCGGCAUAGACUUGGCUGCAUACAAAGAGGAAGCACUGCAAAAAAUGAAGGCACUUCGAGAGGUUUGA